AUAUUGAUAUCAGGAUAGCAAACACUAAUGUCAAGACAGAAGAUACUGAUAUCAAGAUGGAAGAUAUUGAGAUUGAAACGGAAGGCACUUGUAUAGAGUGUAAGUCUGUUAAAGCUUAUAAAUAUAUACAGAGUGCAGUAUUUUGUUUCUGUGAACACGAAAAGGCUCCUAAUUCUUAUAAAAACUUAUCAGAAGGUGUAAAUAGAAUAUGCGGGUAG
Messenger RNA from Acaulospora morrowiae, 218 nucleotides. The record is from the annotation of a GenBank genome assembly. NCBI's taxonomy places the organism in Eukaryota, Fungi, Glomeromycota, Glomeromycetes, Diversisporales, Acaulosporaceae.